UGAUGGAUCUGGAGCGGAAAAGAAAGGGAUUGGGUCUGUUGGAUGAUGGAACAGGAGAUGAUGAUGCAGAGAACCGAGAUCGAUCUAUCACACCUCUUUCAGCAGUAUCAUUUACUAGUACAGCAUCAAGCUCAAAGCGACUCCUGGAAUGGGACUCAGGUGCAGAUUUGGGCUAUGCUCCUGCUUCUACUGGGGCUACUGCACAACAGAUGUCCACAUUGGAGAAGAUUGUGCUUGGGACUUCAGCGCAGCUGAUUCGAGAGGAGCCUGAAGGUGGUCCUAUGGAAGUGGAGCAAAUGAUUCGGCAGCAACAGGCACGAUCACAGCGAGUUAUUUCGAAAAAAAAAGCCCUGUCAUUGGGACAUUUAGAUCAGCAGAUGUCUGGAGCUCAGGAACAGUGUCUACGCAGUGUGAGCCAAGGUGAUGUGCUGGCUCAGGAGUUUGUGCAGUUGAAGAAAGAUGUGUCAUUAGGAAGUUUCAUCAGCUCAUCAUCAUCUGCUACAAUUAUUGCACCUCAGUCUCCUCUCCAUCUCCAUAGUCCCCCUUUGUCUGUGUCAGAGAAGGUGGAAGAGAAACAGACAGAUGAGAGCUUGCCUUGUGAUGAUAUGCUCCAAUACAUCAGUCCAAAAAGGAGGCAAGGUUCAGUAGAGAAUGAUGAGAUUAUUGAAGAGGAGGAUAUCUUUAUUGAGGUGUCUGUACCUGCUUCUCUGGAAACAGAUCUUGCCCCUCCUCUUCCUCCUGGCCCUCCUCCUAAACAAGGUCCUUCGCAAACAUUGAUUACAGAUCGAGUGAGUUUUCAGCGAUUGACAAUGGAGAGACGAACAGCUGUCCAAAAGAUCCUAGAAGAUCUGGCUCGCUUGGAUGAGUGGGAAAGGCUACUCCUGUCAUAUGAAAGUAGUGAGAACCACUCGGGAAGCUUGGGACACGAGCCACACUUGCGUUCAAGUGAUGAUCGCUUGGCAACAGAAGGUCGAUCCUUCAGCGGAUCAGAUGCCCGGGCCCAAGGAUACCAAAGAGGGGUGACAAUGGGUCAGUCUGACACAACAUCUCAACAAGUCAUGGGUGGACCAUCCUCACACCAAAGUGCAUCCACGAGUGACUGUCCAGAUGUGGAACAUUCAGAUGCAUCUUGCAGCACUGCUGUUUCCAGUUUCUACUUCACCACUCGAGCACCAAGGGAAGGAAGGUCAUUGAAGCGGCACUCUCGUCAGCGCAGCUCGCGCUGGGAGGCAAGUGAGUCCUCUGCUUCCACCCCCUCUACAUCUGGUUCUCAAGCUCAUCCACGUAGAACAAGGAAGUCUAGUGCCAGCUGCGUUCUGUGUGGCCAUCACAUCAAGAGGACAUCCACUCCAUUGAUAUGUGUGUCUAAUGUGUCUCAUGGUACCUCCACUCCCCUGGAUGCAUCCAGCACAGUGUCAUCAAACGGGGCUGAGAUCCCCACUGCUCGCCAAGGCUGUCCAAUGCCAAAAAGAGGCUCAAGACCUCAGACAGCUGAAAUUGGAAUGGUGAGUGCAAUCCAUGAACUGCCGCAACAGAGGGCUAGAGCAGGUAGUAUGGGAGACCUUGCAGGAAAGAGACAAUCUAGUGAGGACCAUGCAACUAGAACCAAUGCAUUGAUGGAAGAGAUUCGGAAUUCCCUUGCUUUGUUGAAUGUCAAGUCAAAGAGAAACUUUGGCCAGACCUACCCUUCUCCACAUGGCACCAACUCAAAAGAUAAGGUAGCAAAGAAAAAAAAUGUCAGCAUCCAGACCAUGGACACAAUAUCAGAAGCAGAACCAAAGAAGAAGAAUGUGAGUACAAUGAUGGGACCAGAUGCAAUGCAUAAGACAGAGUCUCAUAAGAAGCCCUUAAAUGCACAUUUAUUAAGUGCUCGGCACAAGGGGAAGAGGAGGAUGGAAUCAGGGAGGCAGGAUGCAAAAGAUGGGAAACCGGUGGCAUUCUUCAUUCCAUGGAAUCAUGCUCCAGUCCACCGACUUCAGAGACUCAAGGAUGGAGAUUUGAAGCCUUUGCAGCAAGUUCCCAAACUUCAGGAGGCCCUGAGGGCAAGGAAAGCAGGUUACAUCCAGCAAGUGAGGCAGAGGCAGGAGCAACUCGUGGUCAGAGCAUACAUGCGAGAGAAGGCAGCUGCACGACGAAGACGCAAACUCUUCCGCUUUCCUUCAGAACAGGAUAGGCAGGAAGAAGAAGAUAAUGACUCUGGACUUGAAGUGCAAGUAUCCCCUCCAAUCUCAUAUCGGGAGAUGCGCAGGGAAGCAGCCCGCAAGCAUAAUGCCCUUCCGGAAUCAAAAGCAAAGAUCCUAACUCAAAGGAGGAACCGGGAGAGGGCCAUGAAUCGCAUUGUGGCUCAUGUUUAUAAGGAGAAGCUGCUUCAUGCUGUCCUGAAGGGAAAGACAACCCUGACUCAUGAAGACCAGAGGGUGUACCAUGGUGUUGUCAUUGUGGUGAAGGGGGAGCGAUUUGUAUGUUCCUCUUCGGUGCUGUGGAGAGGACAUGAUGACUCGGAGCAGGCAGGAUCAGGCUCCCACCGGGGCCGAGGGAUCGGGAGACGACAGGGUCAGGGAGGUUCAGGCCAGGACCGAGGCAGUUCUGGUGGGACCCAUUUCAUCUGUCCAAAGUGUGGUGACCCUUGCACUCAAGUUGAGACCUUUGUCUCCUCAACCAGGUUUGUGAAAUGUGAGAACUGCCACCACUUCUUUGUCGUCUUGUCAGACGUAGAUGCCAAGAAGGGACUGCGUGAGAAGAAUGGAGCAAUAGAUCCUUCUCUCUCUCAAAAGCCCCCUCCUCCACCCCGCAAGGUCUGCACUUUUUCUUGGUUGGAAAAUGUAUUAACAAACAAAUGGCAGAUAUACGAGUACUUGGACAAGUAUGUGGUGGGUCAGGAGCAUGCCAAAAAGGUGUUAUCUGUGGCAGUGUACAAUCACUACAAGCGGAUUUACAACAACCUCCCCAAAGAUCUGCUGCAUAUAGCUGGGAUGGGGCAGAAUGCACCUUCAGGAGGAUACAGUUCUGCACUAGGAGUGUCCCUUUCUCCAUCCUCAUCUCCACCACCUCCACCUCCACCACCUCCUCCUCAGUCUUCAUCCUCAGAUGUCCUUGAUGCCUUGAGUCAUGAGUUGAAGCUGGAGAAGAGCAACAUCUUGCUGUUGGGGCCGACUGGAUCAGGAAAGACGCUCCUGGCCCAGACAGUGGCAACUUGCCUUGAUGUCCCAUUUGCCAUCUGUGACUGCACCACCCUCACCCAGGCAGGAUAUGUUGGCGAGGAUAUAGAGUCAGUCAUUGCAAAACUUCUCCAAGAUGCCAACUACAACAUCGAGAAGGCACAGACUGGAAUAGUAUUCCUUGAUGAAGUAGACAAGAUUGGAGCUGUGCCUGGGAUCCAUCAAUUGCGAGAUGUUGGUGGAGAAGGUGUUCAACAGGGUAUGCUCAAGAUGCUGGAAGGGACAGUGGUGAAUGUUCCUGAGCGUAAUUCCCCUCGCAAAUUGAGGGGAGAGACAAUUCAGGUGGACACAACAAACAUCCUCUUUGUGGCAUCAGGGGCCUUCAAUGGCUUGGAUCGUAUUGUCAGCCGACGCAAGAAUGAAAAGUACCUUGGUUUUGGAGCUCCAGUUACAGUGUCCCCUGGACGGAGGGCUGCAUCCCAGGCUGAUCUUGCCAAUCAAUCUGGCAUCAGCUCUGUGGAGGAGGAUAAUACUGAGAAGGAUGCCCUCCUUCGUAUGGUUGAAGCCCGGGAUCUCAUUGAGUUUGGCAUGAUACCUGAGUUUGUUGGUCGGUUCCCUGUGGUGGUGACAUUCCAUUGCCUGAGCCAGGAAAUGUUGGUGAGGAUCCUCACUGAGCCCCGCAAUGCCCUUGUCCCUCAAUAUCAGAUGCUUUUUGGCAUGGACAAAGUGGAGCUGACAUUUAACAAUGAUGCCCUGGUUGCUAUUGGGAGGCAGGCAAUGGAGAAGAGGACAGGAGCCCGUGGUCUUCGAGCCAUCAUGGAAAAGCUGUUGCUGGAUGCAAUGUUUGAGGUGCCUGGGACUGACAUUGUGGGAGUGCUGGUGACAGAGGAUGCCGUGAAUGGGAAGGGUGUUGUAUACAUCCGAGAAGGAGAUUCUGCUUCUGAUUCUCAUGCUCAGUCUGAACCCAUCUCUAAUGAGAGAAAGAGGCGGAAGGUGGAACUCCAACAACCCACAUCAAUGCGUGGUGGUCGGUGCAUCACACGGGUGUGUUUUGAGGGAACGCGAAUCCACUCUGCUAUGGUGAAGGCAGUGAAGAGCCUGGAGUGGGAAGUGCGUGAGUCACGCGGGGAGAGUCAUUUGGUAUGGGCUGAUGAUUCCUGGUCCUUCCCAUUCCUCUCACACCCUUUCCAACGCUUCAAUCACUUCCCAUCCAUCCAAGAACUGAGUCGCAAGGAUCUUCUAGCAAAGAAUCUCAAUGACCUUCGCAAGAAGCAUCCUGGCCUCUACAACAUCUUCCCUCCCUCCUGGGUUCUACCUGCACAGAGUGGAGAGUGGCGAGAGUAUGCAGAGGAGAACCCAGAGGCAUGUUACAUCAUCAAGCCAUGGAAUCGCAGUGAAGGUCAAGGGAUCUACUUGACCAAGGUGACGCAUGCCAUCUCAUCGUAUGUGAGUCCCCGUGUCGUGCAAAGAUAUGUCGAUGAUCCUUUCACCAUCGAUGGCUACAAGUUUGAUCUGCGGCUGUACGUACUGGUGACCUCUGUGUCUCCGUUGCGGACAUAUGUCUUCUCAGAGGGUCUAGUGCGCUUUGCAACUGUCCCCUAUCAGCAGCCCCAACAAGGAAAUCUGGACAACCGAUACCUUCAUCUCACCAAUUACACCAUCAAUAGGCAGAAUGAUGCAUAUUCCAGUGAUGAAAUCAUGGGUUCCAAACGGUGCCUACAGACACUUAAUGCAUACUUGGAAGAAGGCAGAUGGGAUGUGGUAAAGAUGUGGAAUGGGAUUGAUGAUGUGAUUGUGAAGACCAUCCUCUCAGCUCUUCCUCAGCUGACAGCUGUGUAUCAAUGCAAGCACUUUUCCCAUUCUGUAGUUCCAGCAUGUUUUGAGCUCCUUGGCUUUGACAUCAUCCUUGAUUCCCAACUCCAGCCUUAUAUCUUGGAGGUGAACAUCCUGCCGAGCCUGCACACCCAGGCAGAAAUUGAUGAAGCAGUGAAGGUCCCAAUGAUGCGGGAUGUGCUACGGAUGGUCAAUCCUUCACAUCCAACCCUGCGCCGUCUGAUCAAAGAAGGGCUUCAGUUUAAGGAAACCUUGAGGCUAACCCGGGACUGGAGGGAGCUUGGAGGCAAGGUGGGGGAUCAGAUUAAGUCCCUGCAGAAAGAAGUUGCUAUACAUGAAUGGACUCAGCGGGGAGACUUUCGACGAGUCUUCCCGACGGGGGAUGAGAGUCGAGAUGCCGAGUACCUGAAUCUGACAAAGCCACUAGACAAGAUGCAAGCAAAACGAGGGAAGUUGCAACGGAAUCCUUCACUCCCAGUCAUGCCACCUCCUUCAGCGAUACCUACUAGAAGACUGCGUCCUGGCAUGACAAAGCAGACGUCCUUACCGACAAUGCGUGGCAGUUGUGGGAACCUGAUGAGUUCAUUUGUGCCUGUGCCAAUCGUGCAAUCAGAGGAACGGGAGAGAAUGAAGGGACUGAGGCAACGUCAUCACCUGGUCCAUGCCAAGGGGAUUGCAAUCUGUGCCAGACGUCUCUUGGCACGUGUGGGUCAUGAUGCCAAUCCCAGUCCUUCCAAUGACAAGCAUUCCUCUGCCCCCAUCUGCAUCCUCUCCUUCCCUAGACAGACAGAGACAGACAGAGACAGACAGAGACAGACAGAGACAGACAGAGAGAGAGAGAGAGAG
Darwinula stevensoni is the source of this 5837-nucleotide messenger RNA. The record is from the annotation of a GenBank genome assembly. Lineage: Eukaryota; Metazoa; Arthropoda; Ostracoda; Podocopida; Darwinulidae.